CCGGGCCCCUGGUGAUGCUGCAGGACCCUCAGAAAGAGCCACAGGGGCUCAGGACCCAGAAGCAUGAGGCUUGAUGGAGGAGAGACAGCUGUUCAGUCGGGAGAGACCCUGCUGCCCGUGCCCAAUGGCAGCGCGCCGAGCCGGGCGCUGGAAGGCUACUGGCCCGAGAGCCCGGAGCGGUCCCCGUGCGUGGCUGGCGUCGCCCCUGUCAUCUACUACAGCAUCCUGCUGGGCCUGGGGCUGCCCGUCAACCUCCUGACCGCCGUGGCGCUGGGCCGCCUCGCCGCCAGGACCAGGAAGCCCUCCUACUACUACCUGCUGGCACUCACGGCCUCGGACAUCGUCACGCAGGUGGUCAUCGUGUUCGUGGGCUUCCUGCUGCAGGGGGCCGUGCUGGCCCGCCGCGUGCCCCGGGCCGUGGUGCGCUCGGCCAACAUCCUGGAGUUCGCUGCCAACCACGCGUCCGUCUGGGUCGCCGUGCUGCUCACGGUCGACCGCUACCGCGCCCUGUGCCGGCCCCUGCGCCACCGGGCUGCCUCGUCGCCGGGCCGCACCCGCAGGGCCGUUGCCGCGGUCCUGGCCGCCGCCCUGCUGACCGGCACCCCCUUCUACUGGUGGCUGGACAUGUGGCAGGAUGCGGCGCCCCCCAGCACGCUGGACGAGGUCCUCAAGUGGGCCCACUGCCUCAUCGUCUACUUCGUGCCUUGCGGCAUCUUCCUGACCGCCAACUCGGCCAUCGUCUGCCGGCUGCGGCGGCGGGGCCCGGGGGCGCUGCGGCGGCAGGUGGGCAGGAGCACGGCCAUCCUCCUGGGCGUCACCACGCUCUUCGCCCUCCUCUGGGCGCCCCGGGUUUUUGUCAUGCUCUACCACCUGUACGUGGCGCCUGUCCACCGGGACUGGAGGGUCCACCUGGCCUUGGACGUGGCCAACAUGGCGGCCAUGCUCAAUACCACAGUCAACUUUGGCCUCUACUGUCUGGUCAGCAAGACUUUCCGGGCCACUGUCAGAGACAUUGUCCUCGAGGCCCGCCUGCCCUGCGCCCUGGGGUCACGGCCUGAGGAGCCGGCCCUGAAGCCUCCAGGACCCCCCACGGGGGCAGAGUCGUAUGGGAGGGGCCGGCCAGGGACCCGGGAGUGGCUCCAGGCCACACCGGCCAGGGAAUUUUGUGGUUGUGCCUGCUGA
Molecule: messenger RNA, 1182 nt
Organism: Condylura cristata (star-nosed mole)
Lineage: Eukaryota; Metazoa; Chordata; Mammalia; Eulipotyphla; Talpidae
Gene: GPR142
Product: G protein-coupled receptor 142
Exons: 3
Coding region: 64-1182 (372 amino acids)
Biological process (GO): G protein-coupled receptor signaling pathway
Cellular component (GO): membrane
Molecular function (GO): G protein-coupled receptor activity
Source: RefSeq, a predicted model, not a curated record